UGGGAUCCUGCUCCUCACUUUUGUAUGUGCAGCUGUGAUUUCGAGAAUCAGUAGUGGAAAUGUCUUCUGUUGUAAAACAACAUGGAAAAAGGUCUCUGGUGAUAGAGGCCGCCAGGACAGGCGACACAAAGAGGCUGAUGUUGGUGGCCAAGACCAGAGCUGACAUGAAUGUGGUCGAUCCGACCCAUGGGUUCACCCCACUGCUCUGGGCCUGCCAAGCUGGUCAUCUGGAGUGCUUGCUCUGGCUUCUCCUGCAUGGAGCAGAUGUCUCCUACCAGACCAGUAAAGGAUGGACUGCUGGGCAUGUGGCAGCCAUAACAGGACAAGACCAGUGCAUGAAGGCACUCAUUGAGCACAGGAUUGACCUCACAGUGAGAGACUCCAGAGGCUGCACCACAGCACAUCUGGCAGCAGCCCAUGGCCACGCUGGGACCCUGCACACCGCCCUACGCCAAGGAGUGGACGUGAACACUACGGACAACAGCGAAUGGAUGUCUAUACACCAUGCUGCGUUCCAUGGGAGACUGAACUGCAUGCAAACUCUCACCAGAUGGGGAGCCAAAAUACACUCAGUGGACUACAAUGGAAACACACCAGCUCAUCUGUCUGCGGCGGAGGGUCACCUUAUGUGCUUCAAAUAUCUGCUUGCAAAGUGCUCGUGUUUAUACCAUGGGAUAAAUAUGAGAAACAACCUCGGAGAGACGGCCAGAGAUCUCGCCCUACGCUUCAACAAGCUACCUGUGGUGGAGUUCAUUGGCGAAGCACUGGAGACAGCAACGCAGAGCAGGAGUGACUUGUUGGAGAUGAAAGCUUUAAAGUAUCCAGCCCACACUGCCGCUUACCGUGGAGAUCUGGACACUCUGAGGAGAAUUGUGGAGUCUGGAGUAGCCAACAUCAAUGAGAGAGAUGAAGAUGGCUCUUCUCCAAUGCACAAAGCGGCAGGUCAAGGUCACCUUCACUGCUUAGAGUGGCUGCUGGAGAUGGGUGGGAACUUCAAGCUCAAGAAUAACGCUGGAGAAUCAUCUCAGGACGUGGCAAAGAGGUUUGCUCAGUUAGCAGCAGUGAAGAUGCUCAAGACUGAGAAAGUGGACGUUGACACAGAGGAACUGAAGGCUAUGGGACCUUCACAGGUGACGGACAGUAAAGCAUUCAGCUCUACUGAAGAACAAAAUAAGGCAGAAAACACACCAAAUAUUGCAUCCGUCCAUGAUUCUAAUCAGAAGAACCUAGGAGUUAUUGGGGCUGGAGAUGAAGAUGUCGAUGUCCGAAGCACUACAAAGCAUCUGGCGGAGCAGCUGGAGGCAGAGAGAGUUCGCCGAGAGAAACUCGAGUCACAGAUGGACGACUGCUGCACAGAGCUCAGGCAGCUCAGACAGGCGCUGAAGAGGGUUCACGUGGCAGACUGCCCCUGCAGAAACCUUAAGUGAACUAGUAAGCUAGUAAGUAAGCUGUUGGAUAUUUGGUUCAGUAUUAGUGAAAUAUAGUAGUAAUAUAAAAGGCAUAUCUCACAGGAGCCCUGUGUGAGUGCUAUCACAAAGAUGACGAUGGUAAAAAAAAAAUUAAACAAAGAAUUAGUGAGGAAGACUAUGUAAGAUGUUGACCCGUACAACACCCAGAUCU
This is a messenger RNA of Clupea harengus (Atlantic herring), 1620 nucleotides long. RefSeq names its product ankyrin repeat domain-containing protein 42. The transcript has 11 exons. Gene Ontology annotation, molecular function: protein binding. Bases 60 to 1427 code for a protein of 455 amino acids. Lineage: Eukaryota; Metazoa; Chordata; Actinopteri; Clupeiformes; Clupeidae. The record is from RefSeq and is a predicted model, not a curated record.